Colletotrichum lupini is the source of this 3279-nucleotide messenger RNA. RefSeq names its product WH1 domain-containing protein. The record is from RefSeq and is a predicted model, not a curated record. The transcript is spliced from 12 exons. Gene Ontology annotation, molecular function: actin binding. The coding region runs from base 1 to 3279 and encodes 1092 amino acids. Lineage: Eukaryota; Fungi; Ascomycota; Sordariomycetes; Glomerellales; Glomerellaceae.
AUGGCCUGGGCUCCCUUGGCCAUCAAACAUCGCGCUGUUGUAUUCCACUCUGGAAAUCUGUUGGUGAUCGUCGCCAUGCUUCCGUCGCCGUGUCAGCCCAUGCCCGCUACCGGUGUCUUCGGGAAGCAGCGAUGCUACCUUACGGCGUAUGCUGCGGUUGCGCGUCCCACAAUGACGACAGCCUUCCUCUGUAUUCCACGUGGCGGUGCAAACGCAGUGUGGCUGGUGCCUGUGUUGAAUACGCGGGAAGGACAAUCCGACAGCGAAGACCGGGGCCUGAGCAGCCCGCCGUGGUUACGAGUCCCGGCCAGCCAGCGCCCACUCGCCAACCUCCGCUGGGCUGCUCCAACAAUCGUCUGCCAUUCAGUCAGGUCAGGUCCCAGGUUUGCCGAUUAUCCCAUUCGCAAACUGCACGCACGCACACCAUUUCAUCUCACAUACAACCACCCGGACCUCAUCCUCGCCAUCACCCGGCACAACCUUCUCCUCCCUUCAGCCUUUCCGCAAGCCCAAUUACAUGGUAUUCCAGGCUCUGGCAUCUUUGACCACAAGCUUAUCACUCUCCCACGCAGCUUGCUUUUUGUAGGACGCAGAGUGGCUGCCUCACAUACCGCAUUGCAUAGCGAAGCAUCCGACGGCACUUGGUUGACUUGUCUCGGGGUCCUUGUCGUCCUUGCAGGUAUCACCUUACCUACUACUGAAAGCGAUCAUACUACGAAGCGCCAUCCCGAAAGAGGAGGUCGCCACUUUCCAUCGCCUAUACACGCGUACAACCCAAACCACCACGACCAAAGGUGGCUGUUGCCUCUGCUGCCGCGGCUCUUGCAAGCACACGACCCAUACAACCACUCCACCUCGUCCCAAUUCCAAUUCCACCUUGAUUCAACUACAUACGAACAACGACACCUCACCCAACCGAUCCCACCGAACAUCCCCUCCCCCCUCUCUCCUCCGGCGACCCCUCCCAGUCUUCCCGCCGCCAUCAUGCCGUCAAUUUUGAGCGACGAUGACAAGGAGACGGUCAAGCGCUUCGUCCCCAAGCAGACCAACAAGAUCCAAGCCGUAGCCGUUGCCAGGCUAUACGUUGCUUACCCCAACCCCGCGAGAUGGACAAACACGGGUAUUCAGGGCGCCAUCGUCCUGUCAAACGAUCUCGUCGGCAAUACGUACUGGCUCAAGAUGGUGGACAUUUCAUCUGGAAACCGCGGUGUCAUCUGGGACCAGGAGAUUUUCGACACGUGGAGCUACAAUCAAGAUCGCACCUAUUUCCACAGCUUUGAGAUUGAAGAAUGCCUCGCCGGCCUCUCUUUCACCGACGAGAAGGAAGCCAAGCAAUUCAAGAAGAAAAUGGACGAUAGAGAAAAGAACGCAAGCAGAGCUACGAGAUCGACACCAUUCGGAGGAGCCUCCCAGGCUGCCGCACAUAAACAUGGUCUACUUGGAGGUCUCUUUGGCGGCCGGCAUGCAGCAGCGCCUACCCCUCCUGACUCCCCGCGAUCGAACCAGCCACAUGGCCGUAUGCCUUCUCUGAAUGGCGGUCAUAAAUCUUCAGAAUUCGCUGUUCUUGAUGCCUUCGACCCUCAAUGGCGGGAGAAUUUCGGCCAAGAUCUCCGAGAUAAGGGACUGACGGAUGAGUUCAUCAAGGAGAACCAAGAAUUCAUUGUCGAAUUCCUGAAGGAGGAGCAAGAGAAACUAAUGGCUGGCGCUCGGAGUCAUGCUCCUCCUCCCCCUCCUCCGCCAGCACCACAUACAAAUGGCCUUGAACUUCGGAACGGAAGAGCGCCUCCUCCACCGCCUCCUCCAGGAGGAAGUCAUUCAGAUGGCCCACGUUUACCUCCGCCCCCGCCCGCACCUAGGCGCGGCGCGGCACCUGCACCCCCGCCUGCUAGGAGAUCUGGAAAAGCAGAUACGCCUGCUGUCAAUAGAGAACCGACACCCCCAAGUGAGCCUCCAGCGCCAGAAGCAUCGAGGAGUCGAUUCGCAGUACCGCCUCCCCUACCUGAUGCCGGCAAACUCGCACAUGCUUUGGGAGGUUCAGUCAAUGCUAUUCGUGGUGGGCCAGCAAACCCUGGGCCACCUCCUCCGCCGCGGCCACCCAAAACGCCAAUGCAAGAGGAAGAAAGGCCUGCUGGACACAAAUUUGGUGUACCGCCCGCAUUUGCCGGGGCCAGGCAGGGCCCGCCACCUCCGAGUCGAGGACCCGUCCCACCGCCGCCGCCCCCACGUUCGGAUGGCCCGCCACUCCCUCCGAAAGCUCCGGCGUCAGAGGCACCGCCGUUACCACCCCCGUCUUCACGACCGGUGCCUCCACCCCCGGCGCUUGGCAGUCCGCCCCUGCCUCCUCCUCCACCACCGUUGCCAUCAUCGAGUGCUCCUCCGCCGCCGCCUCUGCCCACCUCGCCGCCACCUCUCCCAACAUCAAAUGCUCCUCCGCCGCCGCCAUUGCCGUCGUCCAAUGCCCCUCCGGCACCUCCUCUGCCUCCGUUAAACAAUGCGCCGCCUGCGCCUCCUCCGCCGCCUCCCGGAGCAGGAGCACCUCCCCCACCGCCGCCACCUCCACCACCAGGAGGCCUGGGCGGACCUCCUCCACCACCCCCUAUGCCCAACCGAGACUCUGGGUACUCCUCUGGCGUUCCUGUUCCUCAACCGGAUUCUUCGCGCUCGGCCGUCUUGGGAGACAUCCAGAAAGCUGGUGGCAUCAGGGCCCUGAAGAAGGUGGACCGCAGUCAGAUCCGCGACAGAAGCAGUGCCACAGUUGGUGGCGGUAGUGAUAGUGGUCCUCAUGGAAGCGGCUUGCCUCCAGCCGGUGUAGCACCUGGUGGUGGUGGUGGUGACAUGGCUAACGCUCUGGCCGCUGCCCUCCAGAAGAGAAAGGAGAAAGUUAGCAGAAGUGAUGAUGAGAGAAGCGACAACGACGACUGGACAGUCUUGGGGUCAUUGGACCGGUACCGCAAGUUGUGGCCUAGGCUUCUUGGGCGGAUGGAAGCAGUAUUACAUCGUAUUCGAUUCUUGGCUAUCCAAAGCGACAGCUGCACAAUUAGGGAUCAGGCGGGCGGGUACGGUCUAAAAGCAUCACAGUUCUUUGGUUGGUCAACCCCAAAGGUGCCAGGGAGAUGCUCAGCAUAUCCGCAUCUGGAGAACGGCACCAGGGUAGAAUUAGGACAAUCUUACUUUCGAAGCAAGCCCGCGGACCGCAUUAAGACAAUUGGCAAGCGUGAUAUGAUGAACAUUUGCCAUGACGUCUCUCCCACCAUGGCCCGUCCAACGCACCACCCUUGA